This is a messenger RNA of Cicer arietinum (chickpea), 1318 nucleotides long. RefSeq names its product F-box protein CPR1-like. The record is from RefSeq and is a predicted model, not a curated record. Gene Ontology annotation, molecular function: protein binding. Lineage: Eukaryota; Viridiplantae; Streptophyta; Magnoliopsida; Fabales; Fabaceae.
UUAACCAUUAAAAGUUUGAGUGGGUUUUGUUUUUGCUUUGCUUGAUCCAUUGAUCUUAUUAAGCACUUGUUUGCUACAAUUGCAAGUAAAACUCUUUCAGAGUACGAGCGCCGUAUUUACGAAGACCUAGAAAUCAAUGGCUCUUUUAAGUGAGAAGGUUAGCAAUUAUAUAUCUGAUGAUCUUGUUUUCUCUAUUCUGUCAAAAUUGUCUCUAAAAUCUUUGAAUCGUUUCACAUGUGUACGCAAAUCAUGGGUCCUCUUAUUUGAAAAUCCUCAUUUCAUGAGCAUGUAUCGCAAAAAUUUCAUAUCUAAUAAUCGAUCUUAUUAUUAUGAUGAUACAUCCCUCCUCUUAAAACAGACUCUACUAGAUUUUGAAAAUCAUUCUAUGUUAUAUUUACUUUCUGGUGAGAAGUUUGAUAAUAGGAUCAAAUUAGAUUGGCCGCCUCCAUUUCAAGACAAUGAUCGUCAUAUUAAUAUUUUGGGUUCUGGAAUUAAUGGCAUUCUUUGUCUCUAUGUCGAAGGCACUAGUUCAAAAGUUGUAGUAUGGAAUCCAUCUAUUCAGGAAUUCAAGAUCAUUCCUCCUAGUCCAGUGUUGUCUGUACCACCUUAUGUUAAUGUUGUGCUUAAACUUCAUGGAUUUGGUUACGAUUCUGUUAGAGACGACUAUAAGAUUAUUCGAUAUGUAGAUUUUUUUCCAGAUCCGUACAAUUUUAAAUAUGAUUCGAGAAAUGUGAUAUCGUCAAAAAGGCCAUAUAAGUACAAACCUUUAUGGGAGAUAUAUAGCCUUAAAAGUAAUUCUUGGAGGAAACUUGAUUUGGAUAUGACAAUUUUUUGUCACUACCUUAGUCGUCGGGGUGUUCAACAUAAAGUGUACUUGAAUGGAGUGUGUCAUUGGUUGGGCAACACUGAAACAAAUAUGGAUAAUAUAUGUUUGAUCUCAUUUGAUUUAAGCAAUGAAGUGUUCUUUCGAACAUUCAUACCCUCAAUUACGGACGAUGGUAUCAAUUUGGAAUUAGUGAAUUAUCAUUUAGGGUUGUUAAAUAAGUCCAUUGCUCUGAUAUUUAAUAUUAUACAAACGCAAACUUUUCACAUAUCAGUUUUGGGUGAAAUUGGUGUGGAAGAAUCGUGGACUAAGCUCUUCAUUGUUGGACCAUUACCUUAUCUUGGACAUCCUAUUGGAAUAGGAAAGAGUCGAAAUAUAUUCUUCAUAAAAGAAAAUGAUGAACUAGUCUGGUGCGAUUUAAGUACCAACACAAUUCAAGAGACUGGUAUGAAAGGAAAUUUAUUUUUUUGUCAAAUAGUAAAUUAUAAUUUAUAA